AUCCAAAUGGCUGACCGGACCUGGAAGGACGAAAUUAGAGAGAAGCAAGCUCAGAAAAGAUUCCUUGAAAACAAGAAGAAAGUAGAAGCUAAAGAGAAACUUCACUGGAUGUACAACCAAAAGAACGCAGAUGCGGAAGAGUUCCUGAAGGGAAAAUAAGAUCGAUGCGAAGUUCCUUGCUGACAACGAAGAUUUGAUCAAGUCUCAGAAGCUGAAAAUAUUCCAAACGACUGAUGUAAGCCAGGAUAAUGAAGCGUUUGUUAAAUUUCAUGAAGACCCACUGACGACGAUCAAGCGUGAAGAAAUGAACCAGAGAAAGGCAGUACUUACUAAUCCACUUCAACUUGCCCAAAUUCAGAAGGAAAUAGAUGACCUUAAGAAAGGUAGGAAGAAAUCUAAGAAGAAAUCGAAAAAGCGGUCUAAAAAGAGGCGUAGAAGGGAUUCUAGCUCUGAAUCUGAUAAAUCUUCCUCCAGCUCAGAUUCCUACGAACGCAGGAAAAGAAGGAAAGAGAGAAAAGCUGAAGAGAAGCGUAGAAGAAAGGAAGAUAAAAGAGAACGGAAAAGGCAAAAACAAGAACUAGGUCCAGACCCUGAACUCUACGCUGACCGUACAGCCAUCCAAGAAGAACAAGAUAAACUGAAGAAGGGUAUUGUAGAAGAGAAGAAGGAUAAAGACAAGAAGAAGCUUACUAGAGAAGAACUAGAGCAAAAGGCACUAGAGAUGCAACAGAGAGCCGAUAAUUUAGAAAAGGAGAGAGAUGAGAGAUAUAAGACUGUACUUGCAGUAGGGGAAAAUCCUGAGGGCGAAGUCCCAUCUGGCAAAUCGCAAGCUGAAUUUAUUAAUGAUGUAUCGAAGAAGGCCUUUGUUGAUCAUUCUAUGGACCUCGCAGAACGUAUCACCAGAAAUAGACAUUACAAUGAAAGGAUCAAGCAUGAUUUAUAAAUUCAACAAUGGUUAA
Molecule: messenger RNA, 959 nt
Organism: Moneuplotes crassus
Lineage: Eukaryota; Ciliophora; Spirotrichea; Euplotida; Euplotidae
Source: the annotation of a GenBank genome assembly